AUGUCUUGUAAUUAUAUCAAAUUAUCUUUGUUCUCUAUUGUACUAUGUAUUUUUAUAAUUACACAUAAGUUAUGUCUUGAAAAAAUACCUCAUAAUAAAAGAAAUACGGUUGAUAUUUUAAAUGCAAGACAUAAGAGAUUACUAUCCGAAUCAGAAGACGAAUAUAUAUUUAAGACACAUUCGGGAGAAAAUUCAUCGACACAACCAAUAGAUAAUAAAUCACAUGAAAAUAUUACAGAAUAUCAUAAAACAUCAUCUUCAUUCAGAUUAAAUGAGGAAUAUCCACAAAAUCAUAAUUAUGAAUCAGAACAAAUAAAAUGGGAAAAUGAAAAAAAUAAUAAAUUAUUGUUACAGAAAUUACGUAAGAAAUCACAUUACAGAAAUAUUAAAAUAAUUUUUAUAACAGCUUUAUCUAUGAUGGAAUUCCCAGUUCUUCCGAUGCUUUAUAUCAAAUAUUACAUACAUAAAUAG
Molecule: messenger RNA, 471 nt
Organism: Plasmodium falciparum 3D7
Lineage: Eukaryota; Apicomplexa; Aconoidasida; Haemosporida; Plasmodiidae
Exons: 2
Coding region: 1-471 (156 amino acids)
Source: RefSeq, a predicted model, not a curated record